Messenger RNA from Brugia malayi, 1698 nucleotides. RefSeq lists its product as uncharacterized. Gene Ontology annotation, molecular function: guanyl-nucleotide exchange factor activity. Bases 1 to 1698 code for a protein of 565 amino acids. Lineage: Eukaryota; Metazoa; Nematoda; Chromadorea; Rhabditida; Onchocercidae. Gene Ontology annotation, cellular component: recycling endosome. The transcript is spliced from 14 exons. The record is from RefSeq and is a predicted model, not a curated record.
AUGAAUGAAAAGACAAACGACAUGGAAACAUUUGAUGCACCACCGUGGGAGAAGUUCGGUCGUUGGGUGUAUUGCAUCUGUGUAGUGACAUUCGAUCUUGAACUGGGGCAGUCAAUUGAAGUAGUCUAUCCCGGUGAUGCACAGUUGACAGUUAGUGAGAGAAGUAGUAUAUGUUACUUGUCAUUCCCGGAUUCCAAUUGUGGCAUGGCACGUGACACCAAUUUUCACUUCCGGAUACGUCGAUCAUCUGGUUCUAAGUUAUCUGCAUAUGGUACAUACUCGGAACGAGUGCCAGCAGCUAUUGAUGCCGAUCCUCAAUAUUUUUAUGGGUUUGUUCAUUCCAGACAAAAGAAAGAUUCUUCUUUGCCACGUGGUUACUUUCAAAAGAGUCUUGUUUUACUAACAGUAUUGCCUCUUUUUGAUUUGUUUUCACUUGUUGUUGGUGUAAUUGCGCAAGGCUUUUUCGAUUCUGGAGAACCAGCGAUCGAAGCAGCUUGUCAUCACAUUGAUCAGUGGUCGAUUCCCAUCCCUGGUAUCGUGCUUUGUUUGCCACUAAUGGGGAAUGUGAUACAGUGUCGGAUUCCAUGCCAAAUUGAUGUAUAUUCACCCCAAAGAAGUUAUCUUAUGAAUGUUAAGUUAAUGUCACCCAAUAAAAGUCCAGUUUUAUUAUCCAUAAUGAAUAAAUCGAAUAUUCCUGGAAGUUUAUUGUUUGUUGUUAACCAUGUGCAGUUAUUAUGGGAAUUAGUGUUGACUGGAGAGCCAGUUGUGGUGCUAGCUCAAAAUCCGUCGGAUUGUUCUGCGUUCGUGCAGUCUCUGAUUUCUUUGAUAUGGCCUUUAAGGUAUUCCAGUGACUAUCGACCCUUUUUCACAAUUCAUGAUACUGAAUUUCGGGAAUAUUCGUCGAGGACUGAUCCAUGGCCAAAUGUGAUUCUUGGAGUGACAAAUCCAUUCUUUACAAAAAUAUUUCAAAACUGGCCUCAUAUUAUUCGCCUGGUUCCUUCACAGGAGCAACAGAUCCCCGUUGGAGGAAAAAGGAAAAAAAUCUGGAAUAAACGUGCCCUUGAAACAAAGUAUGGCUUAUUUAGUCAAUACAAAAUGUUUCUUCAAAAAGACAAGACGCUUUUCAAAGAUCUUUUGAAGAUCAGCAAUUCAGAUUGCACGGAUGGGACAGAACUACAACGCCGGAUACUUGAUUUGACGCAGAAUUUCUUGAUGCCUUUAGAGAAUUACGUUUCAUCAUUAAUGCCUCUGAAAAAGCAUCUGUCACCUUUCAAGAAUGUUCCACAGAUUUAUCCGUUCGUGGUAGAGAACUUCUUUUCUGCCUUGGAUGAGACAAGAAUUAUACAGACAUCGGGUAUCAGAGGUGACUGGCGUGGUUUAUAUCAAAAAUUCACAACUUCACUGAACUUUCAAGAUUGGUUGUCUCGCAAAAAGGCUGAUUUGGAACGGCAGCUGCGACUUUUACAUCUAGAAAUGCUGUGUAGCGCAGAUUUCAACAAGCAAACACUUCAUAAACGUCCACAAGUUGAAGUCGUUGAUCUUGUCCUUAAACUAAAUGAUCGCAUCCAAAAUUUGGAUGAAGCAUCGGAAAGUUCGCGAGUUCGGUUGCAAUCACAAAUUUCUGCUAUUUUAUCAUGUGUGGAUGAUGAUUUAAAAUCAGUUUUGCUGUCUAAUGGUUCUUUGAGGGAUUGUAUUUAA